CUUCAAAUCUUCAUUCCCCCCCCACCCCCAUUUGCUAAUUGGGAGAGCCAGGAAGGGUGGGGUAGGACAAAGAAGAUGGAAAGCAGCGAGUUCCCCACCGGCAUCCUCUGCUCUUUCCGUGCGGGGCUCGGAUGCGGGGGCUGUCCGCAGCCCCGGGAAUGGGGGAUAGCUCCUGCUCCUCCCGGGAUGGGGUACAGCCUCAGCGGGGGAUGCUCGGCGGGGUCGGCACAUCCGGGAAUAGUGGGGUUGUUCCGCUCCUCCCGGGGAUCUUGCGGCGGGGAAUAAAACGGGUGCCGGCAUCCCCGAAGGGGUCAUUUCGCAGAGCCCCGCCGCUGCCCCGCCCAGCACUGCAGCUCCACUAAGCCGGGGCCCCCAGGAAGCGUUUCGGUGGGAGCGGGGGGCCGGGCGGGCAGUGCCUGGCGUGUCCCGAUGGAUUCCGGUGCGCGUACCCCGAGAUAUCCCCACAUAUCCCGAGACAUCCCGACGUCUCCCCGCUCCGCUUCCCCGCUCCCGCGCCCCGGCUCCGGGACCGCGCAGCCCCUCCCACCGCUCAUUUACAUUCCUGCGCGUCCCCCGCUCUCCCAUUGGGCAGAGACCGCCGUUGAUUUGCAUCCCAGCGGGCGCUCAGCCAAUGGCGCGGCGUGCCGGGCGGACGGGCUCUGGAGCGGCGGGGCCGCAUGCGCAGUUCCCGCCCCGCCGCUGCUCGGGGCUGGGCCGGGCUUGGCUGGGGCUGGGCCGGGCUGGGCUGGGCCGGGCUCCGGGCGCAGGGAAGAAAGGGAGGCGCGCAGGGUUGGCUGCCUCUCCCGUUCCUGCCAUUGCGGAGAGCACCGAUCACCUCUCGCGCCGCGUCCCCCCCCCGCUCCCCUUCCCUGGGAUCGCAGUGAUUUGGUCUCGGGGGAUUUAUUUUUGUUCUGUUUUUUUUUUUUUUUUGGUGUGGUUUUUUGUUUGUUUGUUUGGUUUUUUUUUUGUUUUUUUCUUUUUUUUUCCCCUUGAUCUACACACUGGUGGAGGGGAGGUUGCGGAGCAGUUGCUGCGCGGGAGACAAUAGCGGUGUAGCAGCCGCCGCGCUUCUCUUUAACAAACAUAUAACAUUACUGAAUAAAUACAUCGGGGGCUGAUUUCCCAAGAUGUCUUAUCAGGGGAAGAAAAAUAUUCCGCGGAUCACGAGCGAUCGUCUUUUGAUCAAAGGUGGCAAAAUAGUUAAUGACGACCAGUCCUUCUAUGCAGACAUUUACAUGGAGGAUGGGUUGAUAAAGCAAAUAGGGGAGAACCUGAUCGUGCCAGGAGGAGUGAAAACUAUUGAGGCCCACGGCAGGAUGGUGAUUCCUGGAGGGAUCGACGUCCACACCCGGUUCCAGAUGCCAGAGCAGGGGAUGACAUCUGCUGAUGAUUUCUUCCAAGGGACCAAGGCUGCAUUGGCUGGGGGCACCACCAUGAUCAUUGACCACGUGGUUCCUGAGCCUGGGACCAGUUUGCUGACGGCGUUCGACCAGUGGCGAGAGUGGGCAGACAGCAAAUCCUGCUGUGACUACUCCCUGCACGUGGAUAUCACUGAGUGGCAUAAAGGUGUCCAGGAGGAGAUGGAAGCUCUGGUUAAAGAUCAUGGUGUGAAUUCCUUCUUGGUGUACAUGGCUUUCAAAGAUCGCUUUCAGCUCAGUGAUUCUCAGAUUUACGAGGUCCUAAGUGUGAUCCGGGACAUUGGUGCCACGGCCCAAGUGCAUGCUGAGAACGGUGACAUCAUUGCUGAGGAGCAGCAAAGGAUCCUGGAGCUGGGGAUCACAGGCCCUGAAGGGCAUGUGUUGAGCAGACCUGAAGAGGUGGAGGCAGAGGCUGUGAACCGGGCAAUAACCAUUGCCAACCAGACCAACUGCCCCCUGUACAUCACCAAGGUGAUGAGCAAAAGUGCUGCUGAUGUCAUUGCUCAAGCCAGGAAAAAGGGCACCGUGGUGUAUGGAGAGCCCAUCACAGCCAGCCUGGGCACCGAUGGAUCCCAUUACUGGAGCAAGAACUGGGCAAAGGCAGCAGCUUUUGUUACAUCCCCACCACUGAGUCCUGACCCGACCACUCCUGAUUUUCUCAACUCACUACUGUCCUGUGGUGACCUCCAAGUGACCGGCAGUGCCCACUGCACCUUCAACACUGCUCAGAAAGCUGUUGGGAAGGACAACUUCACCCUGAUCCCUGAAGGAACCAAUGGCACUGAGGAGAGGAUGUCCAUCAUCUGGGAUAAGGCUGUGGUGACUGGCAAGAUGGACGAGAACCAGUUUGUGGCUGUGACCAGCACAAACGCGGCCAAAAUCUUCAACCUGUAUCCGCGGAAGGGCCGCAUCGCCGUGGGUUCUGAUGCUGACCUGGUGAUCUGGGAUCCUGACAGCGUCAAGACAAUCUCUGCCAAGACUCACAACAUAUCUCUGGAGUACAAUAUCUUCGAGGGCAUGGAGUGCCGUGGAUCUCCCCUGGUGGUGAUCAGCCAGGGCAAGAUUGUGCUGGAGGAUGGCAAUCUCCACGUCACUGAGGGCUCUGGGAGGUACAUCCCCAGGAAACCCUUCCCUGACUUCGUUUACAAGCGCAUCAAAGCCAGGAGCAGGCUGGCUGAGCUGCGGGGGGUGCCCCGAGGCCUCUACGAUGGCCCAGUCUGCGAGGUGUCGGUGACACCCAAAACGGUCACACCAGCGUCCUCAGCCAAGACCUCUCCUGCCAAACAGCAGGCACCGCCCGUGAGGAACCUGCACCAGUCUGGGUUCAGCUUGUCUGGGGCACAGAUCGAUGACAACAUCCCACGCCGCACGACCCAGCGCAUUGUGGCCCCGCCGGGUGGCCGUGCCAACAUCACCAGCUUGGGCUAAGGACCGAACCCUCCUGUGCCCACCGGGUACACCCUGGGGGGACUGGGGCACCUGGAGACCCUUUUUGAUUCUUUUAGAGCCUGUGACAGUUACUGCGGGCACCCAGAGUGGGGAGGGGCUGAAGUAAAAGCACCUCUUUCAGUCCCCUCAGGUUCCUUCCUCAUCUUCACCAACCCCUCGCACUUCCCCCCCCCACCCCAGCCCUUUACACAUUUAAAGAAAUAAACCGUGUUUUGACACCUCUGACAUGAAAGAGUAAAUGUAAAGAGGGUAUUUGAGAUACGUGGUCUCUGUCCUAUUCAGCAUCUUUCUUUUAGUAAAGGAAGGAUAAAGUGAAUUUCCCAGGAGCUGCCUUCAAGACACACACACACACAAAAAAAAAGAAAGAAAAAAAAAUAAAUGCAUAAAAAAAUCUUUUUUUUUUUUAAUGUCAAGCAGAAGAGUAUUUCAAGGGUUUUAAACUGGAUAUUCUGUAGGGUUCUGUGUUCCAACAGAAUUAGCUAGGCAAGCACGAAGGGACAGGAAUCCCAGCCUGUCUAUGGCCAUUCUCCACCACCAGCGCUGAGAUCACUAGAUGCUGCCAGGAGAGAGAAACAGGACCCAGCACUAGCAAUGGCAGAGAACAUCACCCCAGCCAGUGGGUGAGCCAGAAUCCUUGGGGACUUCCGUUCUGUUCAGUUGGUUUUUCCUUGGUUUCAUUUUUCUUCUGGAUUUUGCUGCAAAUUAGGUCCUUGAGGAAACUUUUUUUUUUUAAUGUUUGUGCGUGUGUUUUCAAUAUGUUUGAAUCAUUGUGUUUACGAAGCCUUAUCUGAGAACUGGGAAUCUCCCUGUUCUUCCCAAACCUCAUCCAAAUCACAGACUCCCGCCAGUGUUACUGCCACUGCCACCCUGGUACUUCAGGUGUCCCUUAGUUGCAUUUUCCAGCCAUUUCUUGUCACAUAGCUGCAGUAAGGGCAUGGAGCAGGUCCAUAGGAUCUUCAGUCCAUCAGGUCUUGAGCUGGUGCAAACAGAGGAGCUGGACACCAUCUGAAUUGCUAGGAUGGAGUAUCUGGAAGAGUUUGUAGCAGUUUUUCUUCUGUCCCUGAAGGUGGAUACAGACAGGCAGAGAGCUGUGGGCAAAGAGCAACACGUUGCCUGAAAGGUUUUUGUAGCAGAAACUCCCUCCCUGGCCAUCAAGGAAAGGUUAUUUAAAGCUUUGAGGGCUUAUCUUUAGCUCUCAAAGGGCAGUCAGGGAGUGUGUGCUGAGCACCUGUGGCAAUUCCAUUCCAGGCCCAGCUGCUGUAACUGGGAGCUGGCUGGGUCCCCAGCAGCUGAGAAUCUCUUGUACGAAUGUCACAGCUACCCAGCCCUGCAGAAGUCCUGCACAUCCCCUUGGGAAGGCCUGGCUGUUCCCCACCCUGCCUCACAUGCCUAGGAUUUGAGACACCAUCAGUGGUCCUUAAAGGAAUGCCUCAGCUUUGGGGCAGCCAGCAGGGUCUGGGUGUUUAACCACCCUCUGGGAUUAAAGGUCUGGUAGCUCUGGGACAGGGAGGCUUAUUGGUUUUGGGACAUUGGAGGAUAAACCAGUGCCAUGAGAUCCCCACUUAGGCAUAGCUGGAGGGCUCAGCAGUCCCAAGGACUUGUUUUAGCACAGAGAGCUUUUAUUACCACAGCGUUGCCUCCACUGUUUGCCUGCCCUGGGACUUGGCUGCAUCUUGUGCUCCCUCUUCUCUUUGUGCUUUGCCACCUCCAUCAACCUUGUUUGUCCGUAGCUGUAUUUUCUUAAAUGGUGUUUACAGGUUCUUUUAGGAAGAAAACCUAUAUAUAUAUAUGAAGGCUUUCAAGAUAUGAGUACCAAAUUUGUUGUUAUGAGGUAUCAAUGCUGGGACUUGCAAAGUUUCUGGAAGCUACUUAGCUACCUAAACCCUCCCAGCUGCAGCACCUAAACUCUUUAGGCCCCUUUGAACACGAAAGUUAAGAAAAACUUUGCCAUAUUUCUCCAUGCAUUUUGCAUUUAGAUUCAACUCCUGGGUCUUCUAGUUUUGCAUAAAGAGUUUGCACUUUUUUUUGUUAAGUAAUCCAUGAACUUAAUAUAUAUAUUGCAGCUAUUUUCAUUUUUAAAUAUUUUUCUUUGUCACCUGUAUGUUAAAAUCAAUUUGAACGAGUUGGGGAGAAAAAAAAAAGAAUUGUAGAUCCGUUUCAAUUCUACGAAACACUUGCGGCUCUUCAGUAUUCACUUAAGUCUUCCUUUUUUUUUCCUUCACUGACUCAUAAUAACUUGUUAAAAUUUAAUUUGUUCUUGAAAAGGAAAGAAAAAAAUCACAAAAAAAAGUUUUUUGCAGGCUAUGUAAGCAUGUUUUUUCUGUGAGAGCUCGUCCGCUUUGUGUCUGUUUAAUGAAUGUCAUAUGUAAAUGCUAAAAAAAAAAAGACAAUGACUUAAUGAAUUAAUUAAUUAACCGCAGUGACUUGAAGCUCUAAAAAUAAUAAAAGAAAAAAGUAGGAUUUAAUACUAGCUGGAUUUAACCCUUGGAUUUGUGAUUGUGAACCAUGAGUGGAGGAGCUGUAAGUGCUAAAGCUGAUCAUGUGUGUAGACAAAGAGGAGUACUGAUAUUUGACCAUUGUUUCAAUGGCAAAAACACCCCCCCAUCCCAACCCCAAGUCUUGUGUUUUAUUCCUUAAGAACUCUGUGUUAUAUUACCAUGGGAACUCCUAAUAAAGACAAAAUGUUGUUGUUUCA
This is a messenger RNA of Onychostruthus taczanowskii (white-rumped snowfinch), 5562 nucleotides long. It is a transcript of the gene DPYSL2, whose product is annotated as dihydropyrimidinase like 2. The transcript has 14 exons. The coding region runs from base 1128 to 2846 and encodes 572 amino acids. Lineage: Eukaryota; Metazoa; Chordata; Aves; Passeriformes; Passeridae. The record is from RefSeq and is a predicted model, not a curated record. Gene Ontology annotation, molecular function: hydrolase activity, acting on carbon-nitrogen (but not peptide) bonds, in cyclic amides. Gene Ontology annotation, cellular component: cytoplasm; cytosol.